UCCUUUUCCGCUGUAAACAAAAUGGCAGCUACCACGCGAAAACAGAGGGCUAAGAAAACAGUAGACAAAAGCUUACUGGGCCCAGUCACUGAAGAAGACAGGCUGCCUGGGGUUGUGUAUAUCGGUCACGUGCCCCAUGGUUUCUAUGAAAGACAGCUCUCUAGCUACUUCUCCCAGUUCGGCAAGGUGCUCAACGUCAAACUUUCUCGCUCCAAGAAGAACGGUAAAUCAAAAGGAUAUGCCUUCGUCAAAUUUAAAUAUGCAGCUGUCGCCAAGACUGUAGCAGAGACCUGCCAUAACUACUUGUUUUUUAACAAACUUUUGAAAUGUGAAUACAAGCCCAUGUCUGAAGUCCAUGAAAACACAUUUUUCAAGUUCAAAUGGAGGCCAACAACCAAACCCAAACGUCAACAUAACAGCGCCAAGACAACAGAAAAGUUAGACGAGUCACUCAGGAGGUCAGCGAGGAAUCAGUCAAAAAAGUUGGAGAAAUUAAAAGAGUUCGGGAUAGACUUAAAGCUGGAGGACAUCAUGGAUGUCCCGAAAAUUCCGAAAAAACAACCAAAGAAAAAGUCAAAGGAAACACCCACACCAAAAGAGUAAUUUGUUUUUUUGUUUCAAUUUUUUUUAAUGUAUCAUGGAAUAAAUUAUUGAAAGAUG
Messenger RNA from Physella acuta, 660 nucleotides. RefSeq lists its product as uncharacterized. The record is from RefSeq and is a predicted model, not a curated record. NCBI's taxonomy places the organism in Eukaryota, Metazoa, Mollusca, Gastropoda, Physidae. Gene Ontology annotation, molecular function: RNA binding.